AUGAACGGCCUGGAAAUAUCCUCAUUCGUUGCCGCUUUGCCAAAGGUCGAAUUGCACGUCCACAUCGAAGGCACCCUCACUCCAUCCCUACGAUGGAAACUAGCCCAUCGCAACAACGUGCCCCUCCCCUAUCUCACAUAUGAGGCGUUGCUGGAAUCGUACAAUGUGUUGUACAACCAUCGCAAAGAGGUGAACGGCGACAAUGGCGCACCCACAUUUCUGGAAACCUACUUCGCAGGCACCCAAGUACUUUGCAAAGAGGAAGACUUUUAUGAAUUAGGCAUGGAAUACCUCCAGAAGGCGAAAGACAUGAACGUCCGCUAUGUCGAGCCCUUCUUCGAUCUGCAAGCGUACCUCCCUCGCGGCAUCCCAGCGGCAACUGUGCUGAACGGGUACAUGCGAGCCCAGCGAGAGGGCGCUGCGAAGUUUGGCGUACAAAGCAACUGGAUCAUGUGCUUUAUCCGCGACGAACCGGUGGAAGAGGGAAUCGCGGCGUACAAAGCGGCCAGACCGUGGGCCAAGAUGGAAGGAGGCAAGGGGCUCUUCCAUGCCGUGGGACUUGCGUCGAAUGAGUAUGACCGGCCGCCGCUGCUGUUCGAGACUGGGUACGAGAUGGCGCAGAGGGACGGGCUGUACGUCACGAUGCACUGCGACGUCGACCAAAAAGAUGCUGCUGACCAUGUGCACGAGGCCAUUUUCAGCGUCUGCGGCGGAAAGGGGGCACAGCGAAUUGAUCAUGGGCUGAACGCCGUUGAUCGGCCUGAGCUGAUUGCGGGUUUGAAGGACCGCGGUAUUGGAUUGACGCUGUGCCCUCAUGCAUACCAUCGCAGGCAGAAGACAGAAGUGCUGUUCCCGAAAAUCAGAAAGCUGUGGGAUGAAGGCGUCAAAUUCUGCAUCAACAGCGACGACCCGACGUACAUGCAUAAUAUUUGGGUUGACGGUGCCAUGGAGAAGGUGUACCACUACUGCGAAAUGGACAAGUCGGAUAUGGUCAAGCUUGCACGCAAUAGUGUUGAGAUGAGUUGGGCCGACGAGAAACUGAAAGAGGAGCUCCUGGCAGAACUUGACGCCUUCGAAGCGAACAAUUGCUAG
Pseudomassariella vexata is the source of this 1092-nucleotide messenger RNA. RefSeq names its product putative adenosine deaminase. Gene Ontology annotation, molecular function: adenine deaminase activity. Gene Ontology annotation, biological process: hypoxanthine salvage; adenine catabolic process. The record is from RefSeq and is a predicted model, not a curated record. Gene Ontology annotation, cellular component: cytosol. Bases 1 to 1092 code for a protein of 363 amino acids. The transcript has a single exon. Lineage: Eukaryota; Fungi; Ascomycota; Sordariomycetes; Amphisphaeriales; Pseudomassariaceae.